UAUUUAAUUAUAUUAUAAUUAAUAGUAUAAUAGUAUAAUUAUUUAACCUAAUAGUAUAAAUAUAGUAUAUUUAUACUAGUUCAUGUCUCCUGUAUCCUGGAAUGUCCAGGUUCUAGAGCUGACAAGAAGGCAUUCGGGGCAAACGUAUACGCAUUGUUUAUAGUCGCCUUCUCGUCAGCUCCGAGUAGUACUGACUUGAGUACGAACCAUAUACACAUAAUUAAGGAGCAUGCUAUAGCGAAAUCAGCCUGUACAAUUGCCAACUCUUUUUACUAGUAUAAAUCAGGUUCAAACGUAAACGCAGGGUGUUAUCAGAAUCUGAAUCAGAAUCAUAUUUUAUGUCAAUUAUCGUGUGAUAGAAAUAUCGUAUAUUGCAUAUAGUUACAAGAAUUUGAGUUAUAGUAAUAUGUAAAUCUGCAAAUAGUGAUGUUCAAGAAAGCUCAUAAAGUGCAGAAAAAAGUUGAAUUUAUUUCCAAAGGAACUGGUUUAUUAUUAUUCUCAGAAUGUUCAAAUAUGUUGCAACUGCAUCUUUUGAAUCUGUUAAAACAAUUAAGAUCUACGAAAAUGAUUGAAGAUGUGUUGUCGAGAGACAAGGUCAUUAUAUUGCCAAGAUGUUGCAAAUAUCAUAGUUGGGCCGGGUUGUUGCUCGAUAAAUUCCCAACAUUCGGAAUUAGCAACGGAAUCGCCAACAUAUCAUUUUAUUACAAAUAUGGAGUUGCAUUCUUAAAUGGAACAUUUCAAAUGAGAACACUCCAUUUUCGAUUAUCGUGCAACACGAGUCAACUAAAAAAGUCAUUCGAAGUGCCUUAAAAAUACUACUAUGGCAUCCUGGUUUUAAUGCAACUGCACCUUCGCAAUUACUUUCAAGUAUUGUGAUGGAUACGACAACUGCGGCCCUUACCUUCAUCUCAAUCGAUUGGAUCAAGAUAAACAUUGAGUGAUGAAACAUUGAUUUUCAUGUGAACAUUCACCUCAGUGUAUGAUAUAGAUAUUUAUGAUGAUUAUAGAUGAUCAGAUAUUUACUACUCUCCAUUUAAUCUGUUUGAAACUUUGUACGGUGUUACAAAGUGUGGAAGUAACUAACAACAAAAUUGAAGACAUAUAUUGAUCUGACGUCCGCAGAUCAAAUUUUCCAGCAAGAGUUUGGAUCAUUGGAUCUUUCGACGUGAACUUUGCUAAUUUCGAUCAACAGUCUAGAACGCUUGCUUUUCGGAGUGAUCUGGACAGGAAGUGCUUACACGGAGACGUACGAAGAUUGUGCAUCACUGCCUCUGAUUUAUUAAAAACUUGCAAUCAUAUUUGAAUAAUAGACGCUACAGCUUUCGAAGAUCAUUUGUUUUGUUACUUAUUUCUGCACUCAAAUUCUGUUGUUACUCGUUGCUGUAACGAAUAUGUUGUUGAGUAAGUUUACCGACUGAUUCUGAUUGUGACACGAUAAAAUCAAAUACUCUAUAUUUAUUUAUAUAUAUUUAUAUUUAUACUCUAUAUAUCUAUAUUUAUACUCUAGAUUUAUAGAAAUCCCUGUUUAAAUGAUCUAUUUGAAACGUUCACUUCAUGGAAUCUAGAAUACAGGGGAAAGAUUGCUAGUGAAUUGUUAGUGAGAAAGAAAGUACGUCGGAUGAUUUCGACCAAACUCGGAACAUUUAUAAUAUGGCGAAGUUAAUGUAAUUAAUUCAUUUAAGUUUGUUCAUAAUAGCGCUAUUGGUUUAAGCAGGUUUGUGUUUUUAUUGGAUAAGACUCGUCGUAAUUAUUUUUCUGAAAUGGAAUUACGUUUGUGCGUUACAUACUUGUAACAUACAGUGAGCGUUUUUAUAAAAGUUUUAGAGUAACAGAAAAUGUAAAUGUAUUGUUUAUAAUUUUAUAGAGGAUGAUAACGUUUGCUCGUUGCAAAAGAUUUCUUGCAAAAUUUUCCAUCUUAACAUUCGAAUUGCAAAAAAUCCUUUCCGCGAACAUUGUAUGUGAAACGAAGCCAAUUGCACUAUAUAUUUCAUUAUUCGAUUUCAAGCAAACAUUUCGAAUAAUUAAAAAUAUAGUUUCAGUUUUAUAACGUAGGAGAGACAGAGAGAAAAUAGAUACAUUUUUCACCUUUUGUUUUAUACAAUCUUCAAUUGAGCUAAUUACUUAAUACCAAAAAAAUGCUAAUAUAUGCUUUAAUCCAUCCUUUUAAUAUUUUGUAAAGGACGAAUUCAGAAACUACACACAACAUAAAUCGCAAAGUGUUUUCUAAGUGAUUGAAAAAUGUAUCAAUGUACCCCGCUGCGUUGCAAGUUGAAAUCGCCUUUAGAGGGCAGGUUAAUACUCAUUUAAAACACCUUAGUUUAAUAUAUAAUAAUUAUUUUUAUUACUAAAAAUGCAUAUAUUAUUAAUAUAAUAUAUUAUAAAUAUAUUAAUUGUAACGUAAUAGUGAUUUAAUUUUACUGAAUGUAUGUAAUCUGGGGGUGCUUCACUAGAAAUCCUAGUAGGAAGGGGAGGAAAACGACAGGGGAGAGUUGGAAAGGAGAUAGUAGGAUGUCGAAAGAAAAUCAUUAGCAACAACGCGAAUAGAAUCAUAAAGAAUGGAAGAAUGGGAAAUCCUUCGGGUCUGGUUUACGACGGUCGGACGGGCCCCAAAACGGUCUCGAAAAACCCCGAGUACAAUAAAUGAAUAAAUAAAUAAAUCUCCAUGCGGAUCUGGUGUGCAGAUGUAGGUUCAUACGAGCCCCUGUCAUUAGCUUCGAAUUUGGAAAUGUCCGUGGCGGUACGAACGACUUUCUAUUUUAUGACGAGGGCUUGAUAGCGGUAUGAUGGCUGUUACAAUACUAUAUACUAAAAGUGACGUAGCGAAACAAUUAUACUUGAAAUUAACCGACGUGAUGAAAAAUACAAAAUUCUAUCGCUUUCUAAAAUGGCAGCAAACAAAUGAUGCACACAGCAUCCCUAUUUUCUGAUUCUGAUUCAUUUUUAUUUUGUAAACAAUUAUUAUUUCUGUGUUUAAUUAAUUAGUUCUUGAGGUUUUCUUUACUGUUGCAAUUAUUACCUAUAAAGAAAAGUUAAAAAAUAUCUUUCGUAGAUCGUGUGCAAGCUGAAUAUUUUUCUAACAAUAACGUUUAUUAGUACUGUUGAAUUUCAACAAAUAGGUUCAAUCAAAAAUCAUUCGAGCAAAUAGUUUUUUAUUUACUACCUGAUAUCAUUUAAUCCUGAAGGCUUGUGAUAAUGUAUUUUCUGUUUUCGUGUUGAAUCAUGUCAGUUAACGUAAACAUCUCAUAAAGAAAGACCAAUUCUCAGUUGAUUAAUAAGACAUGGACAUUAGUGCCAAAUCCUAAAGAUAAAAACAUUGUAGAUUAUAAAUGAGUAUUUCCAAAAUGAUGAAUUUGUAAACCCGUUUAAAUAUAAAGCUCGUCUAGUUGCAAAUGGCUUUAAACAACAAUAUUUAGUAGACUGUAAUGAAACUUUUACCCGGGCCGCAUUAGAUUUAUAAUUGCUUAUGCGAAUCAAUGAAAUUUUUUAAUCCAUCAUAUGUAUGUUAAAACUGUAUUCUUCAGUGGAAAAUUAAAAAAGGGAGAUUGAAGUCAUAAAUAUCAAGUUAAGUAAAUUAAAUACAUUUUUGUAUGGUUUGAAGAAAUUGUAAAGGCUCUUAAAGAGAAAAAUUUUGAGAAUUCCCCGAUCGACCGCACCCUGUCGAUAUGUUGUCGAUUGUUUAAUGUAUAUAAUGAUGUGUACACAACCUGAUUUGUGUGUAACUAUUAGUAUUUUGAGUCGAUAUACAAGUAAAAGGAAUAAAGAACUGUCGGAUUUGCCUUAAAAGAGUUAUAAGAUAUUUGAAAAGUUCCAUAGAUAUUAAAUUAGCAUUCACAAGAAGUGAAUACGAUAACAAUAAUAUUCCGAGAGGCUAUGUCAAUUCAUAUUGUUUGAAAACUGUGCAAUUACUUGGAACUCGAAAAAUAGUAAUUGUCAAGAUUAUUUGUACGGAGCCCAGAUUCAUUAAUAACUGGUAAACCAUGCCGCGAAUUGCAUUUACACUAAGGAAAAAGUUACAUCAAAUGACUUCAGGAACCAACCCCCCAUUCACCGAAAGUACCGUAAUUUUGGAACUCUCUGUAUACCUAUGCAGGUGAGCAAGUGGCGGAUGUUCUGACCAAACCAUUUGCAGGACAUAAAUUCUUGAAUAUGUGAACAGAAAUGAGUUGAGAAAAAAAGAUAUAUUUUGUUUAUGUGUUUCAUAAUUAUAAUGUAUAAGUUGUCUAAUUAGGUUUUUCUUGUUCCCAGAAGAAGGAAUGUAUAUGUAUAGUCCCCGGAACCCUUGCCGUUCCGUUUAGAACUCGAUCUCUGUCGAACGUGUGCAAUCCCAUAUAUCUUUCUCGCAACAGGAUUUGCUCCGGUCGUUAAUAACGUCGCCGUGCGCGAAAUUUUCUAAGUAAUUUCUUAUUUCUUUCGAUCUGCGCCGACAAUGAGUCUCGACGAAUUAUAAAUUCACGUAGCCUUCUUCCACAAGGGCACAUAGCACGCAGCAAUACGUGGUUCGGUGGUACCUCUACCGGUGGUACUAUCUCCUCGUCUAAGUCUUCACAGAUAUGUUGGUUGUCCAUUUGUAUCGGAAUUUUCUACACCCUGCUCCAAAAAUCUGCAACAAAACAAUGCAAAUUUGAAAUGAGUUUAAGCCGCAUAUUAUUUCGAUAUAUGGGGAUUACCACGCGUCCAACAGUGAUCAAGUUCCAAACGUGUGCACGGAACGGUAAGAUAUAAGAUUUCGGUUUUCUUAAAGACCAUGUUUUUUCAGUUUGGACCCGGAGCAGCGUACCUCGACUGUGAGUUUCUCGAACACCAUAACUCCGCCAACUCCCCGACUGUCGAGAUAGCAAGUUCGAUUGCUUUUAUCGAAAUUCAAUUGAUUUGAUAAAUUUUCAUUCAGACCGAUAAUUAUUUGUAUUCCAUUUGUACUUUAUCAAACGCUGUUACAACUAUUUCAAUCGAUUCCACACCAGAAUUUAGAUAUUAGAUCGUUUGUUUUACACUUGUUGGGUACUUCGUAAAAAUUUCGUAUUGUCAUUUUUGAAAAGCGAUACACCCUUAGAGUCGUUUUUACAAUUAGUGAUCGACAGCUUUCUCUUGUUUUAAAAAAGGUGAUACAGUUUACAGCGUAAUUGUCAUUUUGAAGUUUGGAAAUUGAUUGAAAUGAGAAAUGUGGCAAAUUCAAACGAUCUACGAAUCUGAUAUUGAAGAUCGACAGGUUCCAACUUAUUUCAAAUUUGUAUUGUUCUUUUGCAGAUUUUUUGAGCAGUGUGUCGAAAAUACUGGUAUAAAUUGAGAACCAACAUAUCUGUGAGAACUUAGAAGAGGAGAUAGUACCUCCGCUAGAGGUACCGCCGAACAACGUAUUGCUGCGUGCUAUGUGUCCCUGUGGAAGAAGGCUACGUGAAUUUAUAAUUCGUCGAGACUUAUUGUCGGCGCUAAAUAAAAUUUCGGUUUUCUUAAAGACCAUGUUUUUUCAGUUUGGACCCGGAGCAGCGUACCUCGACUGUGAGUUUCUCGAACACCAUAACUCCGCCAACUCCCCGACUGUCGAGAUAGCAAGUUCGAUUGCUUUUAUCGAAAUUCAAUUGAUUUGAUAAAUUUUCGUUCAGACCGAUAAUUAUUUGUAUUCCAUUUGUAUUUUAUCAAACGCUGUUACAACUAUUUCAAUCGAUUCAACGCCAGAAUUUAGAUAUUAGAUUGUUUGUUUUACACUUGUUGGGUACUUUGUACGGCAAUGGUUCCGGGGACUAUAUCUGAUAAAGGAGGAAAUCUCUUAGAUUGUACAGAUAAUUUUUUGUAAUAACUUGAAAAUAAUCAUUUAUUAUUUCAAUUUAUAAAUACCAACAUUGUCUUACUAUUUUGAAAUCAACCUUCAACGUACACCCUGCGUUUGUAAUAACUAUUACUAAGGGGAACUUCGUUAAAACGACGUGUCACAAUGUUUGAAACAGUAAUUGUAACAAUAACCUGAGUUUAAUAUAUAAUAAUUGUUUUUAUUACUAAAAAUGCAUCAGACAAAUAUAUUUAUUAUAACGUAAUAGUGAUUUAAUUAUACUGAAUGUAUUGCACUAUACUGAGUGCGAUAGUGUGAAUACAAAAUAGUGUAAAAUACAAAUGGAAACUCUCACUACAUCUCACCAGCACCCUUAAAUACCAGUAGAUAGUAGGAUAUCGAAGGAAAAUCGGUUGGCUACAGCGGGAAUAGAAUCAUAAAGAAUGGAAGAAUGGGAAAUCCUUCAGGUCUGGUUUACGACGGUCGGACGGGCCCCGAAACGGUCUCGAAAAACCCCGAGUACAAUAAAUGAAUAAAUAAAUAAAUUUCCAUGCGGAUCUGGUGUGCAGAUGUAGGUUCGUACGAGCCCCUGUUAUUAACUUCGAAUUUGGAAAUGUCCGUGGCGGCACAAACGACUGUUUUCUAUUUUAUGACGGGGGCUUGACAGCGGUAUGAUGGCUGCUACAAUACUAUAUACUAAAAGUGAAACGAUUUUACUUGAAAUUGACUGACGUAGCGAAACAAUUAUACUUGAAAUUAACUGACAUAAUGAAAAAUACAAAAUUUUAUCGCUUUCUAAAAUGGCACCAGACAAAUGAUGCACACAGCAUCCCUAUUUUCUGAUUCUGAUUCAUUUUUAUUUUGUAAACAAUUAUUAUCUCUGUGUUUAAUUAAUUAGUUCUUGAUGUUUUCUUUACUGUUGCCCGGUCUUGUUGACCCUUGAAGAGAAGGCCCCAGCCAUCACUCCAUACACUUACAACUUUUUUGAAUUAUUAGAAAUAUUGAAAUGAAAUUUUCACUAGAAAUAAUUAAAAUAUCAUCGUGGGGCACGAUUUUUGAUUUCCUACAACCACUAUGAAAUUCUUUAAUUUCCUGAUCAAGUAUCCGAAAAUCGAAUUGCUCCAUCUUCUUCAAUUGUCGAAAAAAAACCGAGCUUGUAUAAAAACCCAGAAUUUUCGACAAAAAUAAGGUAUUGCAUGAGUAAAGUGAAAACAUUAGAAAGUUCUAGGAAUCCGUCUUAAAAGAUAGAGGAGAGUUUUCCGAAUGUAAUGGUAUACAAUUUGUUAAUUGUUUUUAGACCCAAAUAGCAAAGUUAAUGUUAAAGUUCAAAAAUGUGUCGACGGGCGUAGUUUCUCCGCAAUAUUUUUGUAUUUUUUCGAAAAGUUCUUCGUCCAGCACGAAAACUCUACACAUAAUCGGAUUCUGUAGACAUUUCUGAAGAAGAAACGGCCCGGUGAAAGUGACGGAACGAUUUUCAUUUCGAGUCGGACGAGAAAAUAUUCGUCGGCAACACGUGUAUGACGUUUUGCCGCCACGUGCUCGCUUCUCUAUGGUAGGCGGGCCGAGCUAUGCCAUUAAAGACGCAUUAACGUACUGCGCAGGAUGGGCUGGUAGUGGGGGUCUGAGAAGCCGUGUUGUUCCCCCGUCGUCACAAGGUUCAACACGACCGAGGUAUACGCCACUAAUGAGGCAGUAACGUUCUGCGCAGGAUGGAAGUGGCUUGCGGUUAAAACUCAAGAAUUAUGGGCUGCGAUCGAAUCAUAAAAGCAUCAACAACCUCCUGUGUUCCAAAGGCACGUCUAUUUAAUAAUAAUGGCUCAUAAAAUACAUUGUUCUCAUAAAACAUUUAAUACUAUAGCAAUAUGUAUAUAUUGAACAUAAUGUAAUUGUAAUAUCUUUUAUAUACAAUACAUAGAGACCAAAAGUGGCAACGUCACAGUUACACACGUUAACCAAUCAAGAGAAGUUAUUAUUGAACCAACCAAUCGUAGACGGGAUAAGUACCAAGAGUGGUGGCAACGUUGCAGUUACACACGUGACCAAUCAGUAUAAAACCAGCCAAUCUUAGACGGGACAAGUAUUGUAGAAGAUUUCGUUCGCGUAUUCGUUCUCUUCGUUCCCGAAGGCCAUAGUGAAUACUUCGUUUUACGAAACGGUUGGGGUAGUGUCAAGCUCGUUACUUGCGAGGAACUUACACACUUAGUACACAGUUGUAGAGACGGAUAUACAGUCAUUUCUAAACGGACAAUGGGAGGAGCACGUUCGCCGAGUGUAAAACCAAAGCAGCAGAAUGCAUCUGCAAAAAACAGGAACAAUAAGCCACGAGAACGUAAUCUACCGGGCGGCGGAAAUCGUGGAUCGUGUGGUCGGAAAGGCGGUACACGCUUUUCAGGCGGACGCGGCGGUGGAAUGGGUGGAGGAAAUAGGAAUAACGAUGGACCGAUGAAGAAGAGCGAUUCUAUGGAUGGAGAUACUACUAUGUCUGAAGGAAUGGGUAUGAGUAUGGGACGAGGUGGCGGAAUGCGUGGAGGACGAGGAGGACGAGGAGGUGGUGAUAGAAAUAUGGGAAAUCGUUCACAAGAUGAUCGUUUAAUGGAGCGCCUUAUGUCUAUUAGUGGACCUACUCAUGAGUUACCACCACAGGAAACAACAGAAAAAAAAUUCAGUGGGCGUAAUCGUUUGUAUAUUGGAAAUUUCACAAAUGAUGUGACUGAAGAAGAAAUUAAACAAAUGUUUCAACAAUAUGGAGAAAUAUCUGAACUCUUUCUAAAUAAAGAGAAAAAUUUUGCGUUUCUUAGAAUGGAUUACAGAGUGAAUGCUGAGAAAGCAAAGGAUGAAUUAAAUGGUACCAUGUGCAAAGGUCGUGCAGUCAGAGUACGCCUUGCACCAGUUUCAUCCACAAUUAAAGUUAAAGAUCUGACUGUAUGGACUUCAAAUGAAUUGCUUGGAAGAGCGUUUAGUGUCUUUGGUGAAAUCGAGCGUGCAGUAGUUAUUGUAGAUGACAGAGGAAGAACAACUGGUGAAGGAAUUGUACAGUUUUGUAGAAAACAGUCCGCUCAACUUGCUCUACGAAAGUGUACAGAAGAAUGUUAUUUCAUAACUGCUUCUUUACGACCAGUCGUCGUUGAACUACUUGAACAACAAGACGACGUAGACGGUUUCCCUGAUAAAAUUUUGCCACGGAAGCAUCCAGAAUUUUUUAAGGCUCGAGAUAUUGGGCCAAGGUUUGCAUCAUUGGGAAGUUUUGAGCACGAAUAUGGAACAAGAUUGAAACAGCUUCAUAAAGUUUACAAGCAAAAGAAAGAAGCACUGAAUAGAGAAAUGGCAAUGGAAGAAGAAAAGUUGGAAGCUCAAAUGGAGUUCGCACGUUAUGAACAUGAAACAGAAUUGUUAAGAGAACAGCUACGCAUGCGGGAAGCGGAUCGUGAACGGCAAAAGAGAGAAUUGGAAAUGAAAGAAAGACAAGCUGAAGAAGAAAGAACGCGCGAGGAAGAAUUAAGAAGAAGACAGCAGGAAGAAAUGGCUAUACGUAUCAGGAGACUAGAAGAAGAGUUACAUAGGCGUGAACAAGAAAAUAAUUUGUUUAUGCAGGAGCAAGCAAUGAGAACUGGCGACGGAGGUGGUGACAUGGGAGGAAAGAACUACGAUUCCGUUAGUAAUAGUGAUCGCGAUGGAUAUGGUCAACCUGAUGGUGUAAGCUGUAUGCCAGUGGGCCCAAAGUCUUUCAUGGAUGCUUAUAACUCUAUGGAUCGUGGUAGCCGAGGGGGUUAUAAUGACGAUCGUGCUCAGAUAAUGGAUUUGAUGGAUAUGAGGGUCGAUAUGGGUAAUAUGGGAGGUGGUCGUGGAGGCGGUGGUGGUAGUGGACGUUGGCAAGGUGGAAAUGAUCGAAAUCGUCAGGACGAUUAUCCUAAUAAAAGGAGACGUUACUGAAACAAA
This is a messenger RNA of Megalopta genalis, 9700 nucleotides long. NCBI's taxonomy places the organism in Eukaryota, Metazoa, Arthropoda, Insecta, Hymenoptera, Halictidae. The record is from RefSeq and is a predicted model, not a curated record.